ACAGGACGAAAUAGUGAUGUAAACAGGAAGUGGAGACAGUGAGUUCCUUCUAGACCUGUGAAAGGGUUGAAAUUCAAUUGUUGGCAUUUUAUGUACAUUUUAAUCUGAUGAUUACAUAUUUUCGGCAUUUUUCUUAUGUUAGUUAGCUAACGUUUUAUUGUAUAUUAAAUCUGAAAAUGUCGAAAUCAACGAGCCCAGAUCAAAUGUCGAAUCCGCAGUUAUUUCAACAGUUGGCUCUUUUAGGCUGGCUUCGUUCAGACAGUGAAAAGGACAAGGACAUUCUAACAGCCCUCACCGGUAUUCAGGUAGCACAAGAGCUCAUGAACCGUCUCACAGGUCAAAGAGAGAUUGAUGCUUUUAAGAGAGAAUGUAUCCAGCGCAUUGCAGACUUUGUGCAGAAGAAUCCACGUGCCUCACAGGAUCAAAUCAAUGCAGAGGUUAAGAAACAUGUCUUGCUUUUUGCUGCCCGAGUGCAGGCCCUUGACUCUGUCCCUCUUCUCUGAGUCCCAUACUGCUCUCUGACUGACCUUUGUAUUUUAAUGGACAUUCUGCCAAUGUUCCAAACAUUGCAGCCUAAAAAAAAUAUAUACAUUCCAUAGCCUUAUCUGAAACAGAUAUCAUUAUUGUCAUUCUGUUGUAUGUUGUCUUUUUCGAUUGUCAUAUUGCCUUAUUGUUCUGUAAUAAUUAUUAAAAGAGACUGUUCUGAUG
This is a messenger RNA of Esox lucius (northern pike), 708 nucleotides long. RefSeq lists its product as uncharacterized. Lineage: Eukaryota; Metazoa; Chordata; Actinopteri; Esociformes; Esocidae. The transcript is spliced from 3 exons. The record is from RefSeq and is a predicted model, not a curated record. Bases 177 to 503 code for a protein of 108 amino acids.